Molecule: messenger RNA, 4815 nt
Organism: Galeopterus variegatus (Sunda flying lemur)
Lineage: Eukaryota; Metazoa; Chordata; Mammalia; Dermoptera; Cynocephalidae
Gene: SLC6A11
Product: solute carrier family 6 (neurotransmitter transporter), member 11
Exons: 17
Coding region: 1-2529 (842 amino acids)
Biological process (GO): sodium ion transmembrane transport; neurotransmitter transport
Cellular component (GO): plasma membrane
Molecular function (GO): gamma-aminobutyric acid:sodium:chloride symporter activity
Source: RefSeq, a predicted model, not a curated record
AUGUAUUUGAACUCUGUUGCACAACAUUUCAUGAGCAUCUACUAUGUGUCGGGCACUGGGCUGGAUCAUGGGGACACAGAGGUGAGUGAGCACCAGCCCCCAGAUGUUUGCAGACAGAAAGAGCAGCGGGAUUACUUCCUCACCAUACGUAUCAGCAACACCUGGGAGCCUGUUAGAAACGCAGACUAUCCAGCCCGACCCGACCUACUGGAUCAGGAUCUGCAGUUUAACGGGUGCUUGGUGUGCACGGAAGGACGGGAGCCGGUGCUCGGCGCGCGCAAGGUGCUCGGCGCGCGCAAGGUGCUCGGCGCGCGCAAGGUGCUCGGCGCGCGCAAGGUGCUCGGCGCGCGCAAGGUGCUCGGCGCGCGCAAGGUGCUCGGCGCGCGCAAGGUGCUCGGCGCGCGCAAGGUGCUCGGCGCGCGCAAGGUGCUCGGCGCGCGCAAGGUGCUCGGCGCGCGCAAGGUGCUCGGCGCGCGCAAGGUGCUCGGCGCGCGCAAGGUGCUCGGCGCGCGCAAGGUGCUCGGCGCGCGCAAGGUGCUCGGCGCGCGCAAGGUGCUCGGCGCGCGCAAGGUGCUCGGCGCGCGCAAGGUGCUCGGCGCGCGCAAGGUGCUCGGCGCGCGCAAGGUGCUCGGCGCGCGCAAGGUGCUCGGCGCGCGCAAGGUGCUCGGCGCGCGCAAGGUGCUCGGCGCGCGCAAGGCGCCGGGUGGCGGCGGAGGCAGCGGGGGCGCGGCGCCCGCGCGCGACCCGCGCGACAAGCGCGACAAGGCGGUCCACGAGCGCGGCCACUGGAACAACAAGGUGGAGUUUGUGCUGAGCGUGGCCGGGGAGAUCAUCGGGCUGGGCAACGUGUGGCGCUUCCCCUACCUGUGCUACAAGAACGGAGGAGGGGCAUUCCUGAUUCCCUACGUGGUGUUUUUUAUUUGCUGUGGAAUUCCUGUUUUUUUCCUGGAAACAGCCCUGGGGCAGUUCACAAGUGAGGGUGGCAUUACGUGUUGGAGGAAAGUUUGUCCUUUAUUUGAAGGUAUUGGCUAUGCAACACAGGUGAUUGAGGCCCAUCUAAAUGUCUACUACAUCAUCAUCCUGGCAUGGGCCAUUUUCUACCUGAGCAACUGCUUCACCACUGAGCUCCCCUGGGCCACCUGUGGGCAUGAGUGGAACACAGAGAAUUGUGUGGAGUUCCAGAAACUGAAUGUGAGCAACUACAGCCAUGUGGCCCUGCAGAACGCCACCUCCCCCGUCAUGGAGUUUUGGGAGCACCGGGUCCUCGCCAUCUCUGAUGGGAUCGAGCACAUUGGGAACCUCCGCUGGGAGCUGGCUUUGUGUCUUCUGGCAGCCUGGACCAUCUGCUACUUCUGCAUCUGGAAGGGGACCAAGUCCACAGGAAAGGUUGUAUACGUCACCGCAACAUUCCCCUACAUCAUGCUUCUUAUCCUGCUGAUCCGAGGGGUCACGUUGCCUGGGGCCUCCGAGGGCAUCAAGUUCUACCUGUACCCCGACCUCUCCCGGCUCUCUGACCCACAGGUCUGGGUAGAUGCUGGAACGCAGAUCUUUUUCUCCUAUGCCAUCUGCCUGGGCUGUCUGACUGCUCUGGGAAGUUAUAACAAUUAUAACAACAACUGCUACAGGGACUGCAUCAUGCUCUGUUGCCUGAACAGUGGCACCAGCUUCGUGGCGGGGUUUGCCAUCUUCUCAGUCCUGGGCUUCAUGGCGUACGAGCAGGGGGUGGCCAUUGCUGAGGUGGCAGAGUCAGGCCCUGGCCUGGCCUUUAUUGCCUACCCCAAGGCUGUCACCAUGAUGCCUCUCUCCCCGCUGUGGGCCACCUUGUUCUUCAUGAUGCUCAUCUUCUUGGGCCUGGACAGCCAGUUUGUGUGCGUGGAAAGCCUCGUGACCGCCGUGGUGGACAUGUACCCCAAGGUCUUCCGGAGGGGCUACCGGCGGGAGCUGCUCAUCCUGGCCCUGUCAGUCAUCUCCUACUUUCUGGGCCUCGUAAUGUUAACAGAGGGAGGCAUGUACAUUUUCCAGCUCUUUGACUCCUACGCCGCCAGCGGGAUGUGCCUUCUCUUCGUGGCCAUCUUCGAGUGCAUCUGCAUUGGCUGGGUGUACGGAAGCAACCGGUUCUAUGAUAACAUCGAAGACAUGAUUGGCUACCGGCCAUUGUUGCUCAUUAAGUGGUGCUGGAAGGUCGUGACCCCUGGGAUCUGUGCGGGCAUCUUCAUCUUCUUCCUGGUCAAGUACAAGCCACUCAAGUAUAACAAUGUUUACACCUACCCGGCCUGGGGCUAUGGCAUUGGCUGGCUCAUGGCCUUGUCCUCCAUGCUCUGCAUCCCACUCUGGAUCUUCAUCAAGGUGUGGAAGACCGAGGGGACGCUGCCCGAGAAAUUUCGGAAGUUGACAAUCCCCAGUGCCGAUCUGAAAAUGCGGGGCAAGCUUGGGGCAGGCCCACGGACAGUGACAGUCAAUGACUAUGAUGCCAAACUCAAGGGCGACGGCACCAUCGCGACCAUCACAGAGAAGGAGACGCACUUCUGAGCAACCGCCGGUCACCAGGGACGCCUCUCCUUCCCUUCCUUCCCACCUCCCGUGUAUAUAAAUGAAUUCCUGAAACGUGUACUUCACCUAACGGUAGGGGCUUGCUCAUUUUGCACAGGAUUUAUUAACAAGUUAAUUUUAAGGUUGGCCACUGUACACUGGUUUAAAGGCACAUCCUCCUCCUCACCCCCAAUUGUCGUGGACAUAACCACUACAAAGAGAUGACUGUACAGUGACUAGCAACGUCAUCUUAUCCUAGGAUGGUUUUAAUCAGUGUUUUCUAGGGGUCGGGAAGAAGUGUACAAUAUUGUAAAACUUUUAUACUUGGGCUCUGGGGGAGGUGGGGUGGGGAGCCAUGCUGUCCUCUGCCAGCCUUUUAACUGACCUUCCAUGUCCCAUGCUUAUCCCUGACACUCCGCAGCCGCCCUCCUGCAGGCGUCAAGGCAGAGUUUUUUCUUCAGACCUUGCCUGUGGGUUUGCCGACAGCGAGGCCACAUAGCAGACAUGAAAAAGUCCCGCCAGACUCAGGACUCCUGGGUUGCAGGCCCCCCUGCCCUGAUCCCACUAAGUGACCUUGGCACUCCCUUCCCUUCCCUGGGCCUCAGUUUCCCCAUCUCCUAAAUUGGGGGAGGGGUUGGAUUGGAUGAUCUCUUGGGAUUCUCUGUAUGCCUUGCUGGCUUACAGACCUUCUGUUGAUCUUGGCUUCUUCUGAAGACUUGCAGGCAAUAAUCUCUGCCCUCCUCACUGUACCCCCAUCCCCACCUGCUUAUUUAAAACCAAGUUUAUCAUGGAAACGAUGUGGAGGUAGUUUGUGUUUUUUCCAGAACUCUAGUUUUAUUUCGUCCGUGAGCAGCCCCCUUCUCUGGAGACCCACCAGUCCUCAGCCUCCAUGGCAAGGGCUCCUCCCAUCUGGUCUUCCUUAGUCUCCUGGUCGUCCACUGUCACCCUCAGUUCUGUCUCACUGUCCUCGUCCUGUCCUCAGCAGGGCUGGCUAGAGUUGCCAUGGGGACUGGUUUUCUCCUCCAGCCUCCCAUGGAGAGGAGUUUCCCUGGGGUCCAGAGCCUGCUUCCAUCCUAAGGCCCCUUCUCCAUUCCCAGACACCUCUUCUCCCUCUUGCUGUCCCCUGCCCUCCUCCCACCCCCACCUUCCUAUCUCUCAGUUCCCUCCCCAUCCUUCCUGUCCCUGGCAGAUCCUGUGUGCAGGCUUCCUCUCUUCCCUUUGGGAACCAUUGCACCUGCCUCUGUCACCAGGGGCUGAGAAGCCUCAGCUCUUCCUGUGGGGACAACUGGGCAGCCUGCAGCUCUGCCCUUUGUGUGGACCUGGAGUCUGCGGGGAGGCCGACGCUGCCCCACACCCACCCCGGCCUGGCUUCAGACCUCUCUAGCUGAUCUCUCUCUUCUGUUUUAAUAGGAUUUUACAUCAAGCCUCUGCCUUAGUUUCUGAGCUAUUUGGGGGGAGGGAAGGUAAAUUCUUUUUCAUUUUUCUUUAGUUUCCCAAUUUUAUUUGGUGGAGAUACAUGCUUUCUCUGAACCAAGGCUUUAGUUCCUGUAGGGGACCUAUGUGUUCGAUUUACCCAAAAGUUUCCAAGCUCCCAGCUUCUCUGCUGUGGCCAGCCCCCAUGUGAAGCUUGAGUUUGCCAAGAGGGAUGCCCAGCACCUCCCUGGGCUGGUCGGGAUGCCUGGUGCAGGGCCCCCUCGCUGCUCAGAGCCCAGGCCUGCCCGGCUUCUCAUGAACAGGCCACCGCCCUCCUCUCGGGAAGUCCUGCGUCUCCCUGAGCCAUCUGGCCCGGCGGACCCAGGAAGAUCCAGGCCUGGGCUGAGCCCCCUGCUUGUGUUCGCCCUGGACCGCACUCCUCGCAGCAGGCCCCGGGGAGGGAGGCUUCCCACGCUGCUGCUAUGGUCCUGCACCACCAACUGUCUCGUGGGUGCACAACCUUCACGGUCUGUUGCUACCACGCACUGUACACGUGGCACUUGACUCGCUUAACACUACUCAUGGGGCAAGGCGGAGGUAGGAUUGUUAUUUUCUGUUUUUUGUAAUUUCCUACUAGUAUUUGGAUAACUUUGGGGGGUGGGGAGGGCAGCAUGGGGCCGGGGAGGACAUGUCAUCAUGAUGACAUUUUUGAUAUUCAUUAGAAACAAUACAUCCUUUCUGAGAUAUUUACAGUAUUAUUAAAAAAUGAAAAAGGUUGUACUGUUUUGCAUAAUGAACGUUUUUAUCGGGCAUUCAAAGGGCACAAGAUUGUCUGCUUACUCAUUUUUAAAAAUUAAAGAAACAAACAAACAA